Messenger RNA from Equus caballus (horse), 3326 nucleotides. It is a transcript of the gene GRB7, whose product is annotated as growth factor receptor bound protein 7. NCBI's taxonomy places the organism in Eukaryota, Metazoa, Chordata, Mammalia, Perissodactyla, Equidae. Gene Ontology annotation, biological process: signal transduction. The record is from RefSeq and is a predicted model, not a curated record.
GAGUGGGCGGGGCCUCAGGCUUUUGGGCGCUGCCCCCAACUCCGGGUCACCUAGGGGUUUCCCGCCUCCUCACCAGGGCCCUGCACCCUAAGAGCUCCCGCAGAGAUUAAGCCUUCCUCACUACAAUAAAUCUCGAUGGGGGCGGGGUGUGGAGUACCGGGCCAGACCGGGGCCUUUCCGCCACCUCCAGGUCCCCAGUCUAGGCCUCUCCCUGCCAGUCCCUCCCCCCCGCCCUGGGAAGCACCGAAGGUGGCCUUGUUUUCUAUGGGCUCUAAACACUGGGCCCUGCCACCCGCCCUAGGGGCCAGCCAGGUGAGGCAAGAUUCAGGAAGUAAACAAGGAGGCAGGAGACAGGGAGGGCGGGAAGGAGGGUGGGGCCGGAGCCGCCGGAGCAGGAGAGGCGGUUGAGGAAGCCACAGCUUGGAGUUGCAGUGUUGAGGGGCAGAUUGGUUUCGGGGGUCGGUUUCAACAGAAGCUUUCCUAGGACCCCAGUUGGAAAGCUUCAGAUCUCUUGGGACGGGGGCUGACCAGGCCCCACAGCUAGGACCCAGUUCUCCCAUCUCACCUCUGGUCCUGACUGUGCCACUCCUCUCUUGCCUUAGAAGGCUCUGGAGGGCAAGAUGGAGGGAUCUCAAGGCCAAACCGAAGUCUUCAGUGGCCCUUCUGCCCUCUGACCCAAGACUCUAAUCCGAUUUAAAUCUACUUCCCUCUCCCCUCCCUGAUUCUUGCCCCUGCCCCACUGUUGGUCUCUGACUUCAUGGAAGGGGCAGCCCCGCAGCCCCUCCCCCUAGUCCUCCCUGGAAUGCUGGGCUGUUUGCCAGAGGUCAGACAGGAGGUGGGGGUGGGGGCAUUGUGUUUAGGUGUUGCUGUUCUGUUGUUGAUGUCCGAUGGUGGGUGUGUCUUGCCCUUCCCAGCGGGAGUCUGAACACCCUCCCUGGCUCUCUCUCCAGGCCUUUCCCUGCCUGCCUGUCUGUGUCUGUCCUCUUGGGUGUUUUGACUUUCCACCCCUCUGGCCAGGACACCCAAGAAAGUGUGUUAGCAGGACCCUCAUUCUCCAGGGGUGAUGUGCUGGAGUCUCCCAGACCAGCUGAGUCCUGGGUGCUAGGGGUGGGCCGCAGCAGCAGGAUGAAAGCCCGGUAGGGCCGGGUCAGGAGAGGGACCGCUGUGCGUUUCUUUCGGGAGCCAGGGGCACCAAGGAGAGGUUGGCUCCACUCCUCAUGGGCCUCUGAAUCCAGGCCGGGCUUUUCUUCUCUCCUUCCUGGGUGAGGGGGCUCCUGGGCUGGGUGGUGGCUACAGGACUGGGGGCAGACUGCAGGUCCCACCUGGACUGGAGCAGUUGCAAUCGUAGAUGUCAUGGAGCUGGGUCUGUCUCCACCUCAUCCCAGCAGCUUCCCGGAAGACCUGUACCCGGCCCCUGGGACCCCUCCUGGGACCCCCCCACCUCCUGAUCCCCCCCUGCCUGGGGAGGUGAAGAGGUCCCAGCCUCUGCCCAUUCCAACCAGCAGGAAACUUCUUCGAGAGGAGGAGCUGCGGGCAAGCUCUCUACCCUCCAUUCCGAACCCCUUCCCUGAGCUCUGCAGUCCCCCUUCACAGACCCCCAUUCUUGGGGGGUCCUGCAGUGCAAGGGGGCUGCUCCCCCGAGACGCCAGCUGCCCUCAUGUAGUAAAGGUAUACAGCGAAGAUGGGGCCUGCCGGUCGGUGGAGGUGGCGGCAGGUGCAACAGCUCGCUAUGUCUGUGAAAUGCUGGUGCAGCGAGCUCAUGCCCUAAGUGAUGAAAACUGGGGGCUGGUGGAGUGCCACCCACAUCUAGCACUGGAGCGGGGCUUAGAGGACCAUGAAUCAGUGGUGGAAGUGCAGGCUGCCUGGCCCAUUGGCGGAGAUAGCCGCUUCAUCUUCCGGAAAAACUUCGCCAAGUAUGAACUGUUCAAGAGCUCCCCACAUGCCCUGUUCCCAGAAAAGAUGGUGUCCAGCUGUUUUGAUGCACAUACGGGCAUAUCCCACGAAGACCUCAUCCAGAACUUCCUGAAUGCAGGCAGCUUCCCAGAGAUCCAGGGCUUCCUGCAGCUGCGGGGGUCGGGACGCAAGCUUUGGAAACGCUUCUUCUGCUUCCUGCGCCGGUCUGGCCUCUAUUACUCCACCAAGGGCACCUCCAAGGAUCCUAGGCACCUGCAGUACGUAGCAGAUGUGAAUGAGUCCAACGUGUAUGUGGUGACCCAGGGCCGCAAAUUCUAUGGGAUGCCCACGGACUUCGGCUUCUGUAUCAAGCCGAACAAGCUUCGAAAUGGCCAUAAGGGGCUUCGUAUCUUCUGCAGUGAGGAUGAGCAGAGCCGCACCUGCUGGUUAGCUGCCUUCCGCCUCUUCAAGUAUGGCAUGCAGCUGUAUAAGAAUUACCAGCAGGCACAGUCUCGCCACCUGCGUCCAUCCUGUGUGGGUUCCCCACCCUUGAGGAGUGUCUCGGAUAACACCCUGGUGGCCAUGGACUUCUCUGGCCAUGCUGGGCGUGUCAUCGAGAACCCUCGGGAAGCUCUGAGCGCAGCCCUGGAGGAGGCCCAGGCCUGGAGGAAGAAGACGAACCACCGUCUCAGCCUGCCCACCCCAUGCUCAGGCUCGAGCCUCAGUGCAGCCAUCCACCGCACCCAACCCUGGUUCCAUGGACGCAUUUCCCGCGAGGAGAGCCAGCGGCUCAUCGGGCAGCAGGGCCUGGUAGAUGGCCUGUUCCUGGUCCGAGAGAGUCAGCGGAACCCACAGGGCUUUGUCCUCUCUUUGUGCCACCUGCAGAAAGUCAAACAUUAUCUUAUCCUGCCGAGCGAGGAGGAGGGCCGCCUUUACUUCAGCAUGGAUGAUGGCCAGACUCGCUUCACUGACCUGCUGCAGCUUGUGGAGUUCCACCAGCUGAACCGCGGCAUCCUGCCGUGCUUGCUGCGCCACUGCUGUACCCGCGUGGCCCUCUGACUGCCACACAAGCAGGCACAUGUCUUAACCAGCUCCAGGCUGCCCACCACUCCCUCCACUCAUAGAGUGGACUUGGAGGGUGCAGAAGGUGGGGACAGGAUCGUGAAUAAUUGGAGGGCUCCGCCUUGCUCCUAUUCCUCCCUCAGGCAGAAAGUACCCCUCACCCAGUCUACCCUCUACCCCUCUCCUCAAGGGAAGGCACUUGGGGUGGCCCUCUCCCUGUCUUGGAGCUCCUGGGCACUGCUUUGGGACAGGGCAUUAUGGGAGAAAAGGGGGCAACCCAGGUGGUCUUAUGCCCCACACUUUGUACAGACUGAGAGGCCAGUUGAUCUGCUCUGUUUUAUACUAGUGACAAUAAAGACUAUUUUUUGGUA